Messenger RNA from Penaeus vannamei (Pacific white shrimp), 489 nucleotides. Its product is annotated as cuticle protein 18.6-like. The record is from RefSeq and is a predicted model, not a curated record. Gene Ontology annotation, cellular component: extracellular matrix. NCBI's taxonomy places the organism in Eukaryota, Metazoa, Arthropoda, Malacostraca, Decapoda, Penaeidae.
AUCACGAAUCCACUCCAAACAUGAUCCUUAAGGCAACUGUGUUAGUGGCGCUCGCAGUGGCCGUCGCAGCCCGACCCGAGACUCCUUCCUACUCUCCUCCUGCUCACCCAGCCCCUUCCUACGCGCCUCCCAGCCCAGCCUACAGUGCUCCCGUCUAUGCAGAUGUCCCGCCCCAAUACAAUGCCCAGUAUAACGUAAACGAUGAUUACUCCGGCAACAACUAUGGGCAUCAAGAGGACCGCGACGGCUACAACACUCAGGGAACGUACUACGUGCAGCUCCCCGACGGCCGUGUCCAGAAGGUCACCUACUACGUCGACGGCGACUCCGGCUACGUGGCAGAGGUCACCUACGAAGGGGAAGCUCAGUACCCAGCUUACGAACCAUCUACCUCGUACCAACCCGCCCCAGCUUACCAACCUCCUUCAUCUCCUUCAUACGCCUAAAUUAUUUCUUUCUUAUUUAUUGUACGAAAUAAACCAUGUAACG